Messenger RNA from Drosophila eugracilis, 4029 nucleotides. RefSeq names its product leucine-rich repeat-containing G-protein coupled receptor 4. Gene Ontology annotation, molecular function: protein binding. Bases 800 to 2296 code for a protein of 498 amino acids. The transcript has 8 exons. The record is from RefSeq and is a predicted model, not a curated record. Lineage: Eukaryota; Metazoa; Arthropoda; Insecta; Diptera; Drosophilidae.
UCGUCGGUUUUGCCAACCAAACGUGCUUCAUUUUCCAUCAACUUACGCUUCGAACCGUUUUCAAAUAUUUUCCGAUUCUGGAUUCAGGAUUCGGGAGGGCUUGCCAGUGGAAAUCCGCAGAGAAUGCAACAGUAUUGAUAUACUGCAUCGAAGGGCUAAGAAAAGCCUGGCAGAGCGAUAAUAGCCACUAGACGGAACCUGGCUCGCCUUUUUUGUGUGUGGAUGUAACGGAAUUCAGUGGAAAAGCAUUGGAGAAAGCGACGUGCCAGCACAUCGAUUCGAUACUGGGCAGAGAAAAGGAACAGAAGAAGGCUCAUUCGAGGACUGUUGAAUUAGUUAGAAGCGAAGCAACAAAUACAAACAAACGUGCCAUUCAACAACCUCUCGACGUCGCCUUAUCGAUUUUCCGUUACAUCGUUAUACACACACACUAACCCAGUUGGCACACAUAGCCAUUACGCAUACGCCCCAUAGCCACCCCAAAAAAAACAAAGAGAGCGUGCGGCAGUUCGACUCCGACUCCAGCUGCUCCACAUAAUCAAAAGAGAGAAGGAGAGCCUGGCGGAUUUGUUGCAUCUCGGAGGCACUGGAGGCAUGUUUCAUUUGGCACUCGCCAGCCGCGGACGGACAAACCAUUUAGGGCUACGGCAAUAGCCAUUGUAGAUAGCAUUCAUCAACAUCGGUAAUCUCGACCAGUCACAACUUUAACUCUUCGCUUACAUCUCGGGAUAUUCCAUAUCCUUCACUCACACAGUCCACCUACCCAAACGAAAUCGCAAACCACCAGCAGGUGUUCAGCAUGGCCAGACUUCAGCUGCAAUUGGGACACACGGUGGCGGUGGCUGUGGUGCUACUGCUGCAGGUGCUGAUGAUGGGCCAGGUGAGCGGUCAGGGACCGCCGCAGCCUCAGGUUUGCCCGGAGCAGAACGAGAUAGCGCCCUGUGUCUGCACGGUGAAAAAGAAUGGUCUGGAUAUCAUGUGCGAGACCACCGAUCUGGCGCACAUCACCAAGUCGAUGGGCACACUAAAGGGCAAGAGUCCCAUCAUCUUCUACCUAAAGCUGCGACACAAUAAUCUACCCAAGCUGCAGGGCUUCGUCUUCCUCGCCCUGGACAUUCGUCAUCUGACCAUUCACAACAGCAGCCUGGCCACCAUCGAGGAGAAUGCUCUUAGCUCGCUUGGCACGGGACUGACUCAGCUAGAUGUGUCUCUGAACCAAAUGAAAGUUGUACCAUCGCAGGCACUGAAGCAUCUGUUCCACCUGUUGAUCCUCAAUCUGAAUCACAACAAAAUCACCUCGAUCCACGACAAUGCCUUUUCUGGAAUGGAGACCCUAGAGAUCCUGACGCUCUACGAAAACAAGAUCACACAGAUCGAACCCGAUGCUUUCCGGGGACUCGAGGACAAAAUAAAGCGGCUUAAUCUGGGUGGCAACGAUCUGACCACUAUUCCGCACAAAGCUCUUUCCAUUCUGUCCACCCUGAAAAAACUGGAGAUCCAAGAGAACAAGAUCCGCUCCAUCAGCGCAGGCGAUUUCGAAGGUCUGCAGAGCUUGGACUCAUUGAUAUUGGCCCACAACAUGAUCACCACCGUGCCUGCCAAUGUCUUUAGCCACCUCAACCAGCUGAACUCCUUGGAGCUUGAGGGCAAUAAGAUCAGUGCUGUUGACAAGGAUGCCUUCAAGGGGCUGGAGGAGAACCUCCAGUAUCUGCGCCUGGGGGACAACCAAAUCCACACUAUUCCGAGUGAAGCACUGCGUCCAUUGCAUCGCCUUCGCCACUUGGACUUGCGCAAUAACAAUAUCAAUGUUCUGCCCGAAGAUGCCUUCACCGGAUUCGGAGAUUCACUUACUUUCCUCAAUCUCCAAAAGAACGACAUCAAGGUUCUGCCCAGUCUUCUGUUCGAGAAUCUGAACUCGCUGGAGACGCUGAACCUGCAAAACAACAAGCUACAGCGCAUUCCGCAGGACAUAAUGGAGCCGGUGAUUGAUACCCUCCGCAUCAUCGAUAUCACCGAUAACCCGCUGAACUGCUCAUGCGAGCUGACCUGGUUCCCCAAAUUGCUGGAGGACCUAAAGAACAAGGACGACGAAAUGUCGCAGAAGAAGAAGCCGAUGUGCCACAUGUCGCUGGACAACCGCGAGUACUUCGUGCAGGCCAUGCCCACCGAGAAGAUGCACUGCGCCGGCCUCAAUGUGAGUCCCUCGCCCACCAGCGGCGGUCUGAUGCGGAUCCUGCAAGUGAACAUCCUGGCCCAGAUUGCCGUGUGUAGCGUGGCCUUUCUGACUAGCGUCUAAAGCCGCAUCUGUCCAGCUAGACGCGAUGUUCUAUGUGGGUCAGUUUCAGCUUCAGUUUCAGUUCCAACCCCCAGACCUAGCCUCAGACUCGGUUCAUCAGUGAUCAGUGAUAGAAAGUAGAAGUGCGGUCAUCCCCCCAAUUCGUUCCAUUUGAUUUGAUUCGGUUUUCAAGAUAUCAAGAUAAAGACCCAAAAAGCAGCAAAAAGCUAACCCAGACCCAAGAUCACAGACCAUUCGUAUGUCUACGUCUGCAAAACCAUUUCUGUGUUGUUGUACUGUAUGUUUUCUUAUAGAUUAUAGAGAAUCCGUGAAUUAUGCAACUCUGCCAAUAAUUAGACUCAGAAAGCACGCUUUUCGAACCAUCAGCAAGUCAGCAGCGCAGCAAGAUUAUGUCUCCCAAGCCACCUUGUUAAACUGACGCACCUGCAGCGGCAACACCAACAUCCAAUCCAAACUCCACUUCAAUCCAAUCCACUCCACUGCAGACUGCAGACUUGCACAGUAGCUCGACUCGAAGGGAUAUGUGCUGAUCGAGAUGGGUCAGCAUUGUGGAGAUAUUUAAUUGUUAACGGACAUUAGCUUAGAUGUAAGGCUUGAUUUAGGCACCAGUGCACCUGCAGAGGUAAACCAAAAUGAAACUCAAACAUAUCAACCGAAAAUUGUUACGUUUAAGCGAGGAUCUUUGUUGUUAUGCGCGUUAAUCUACGGAUACGGGAUACCCAUUUAUUAUGUGUAGUCUAUCGUCGUCUUGUCGUCGGUGUUGUGAGAUACAAUCAUUACUAAAGCGUUUCGUAGCCCCCUCACCUGUUUCCACACCUUCCUUCUGCACCCAACCCAUCUAAUCCAGCCGAAAUUCUUCGCGUUCAAUGUAAUCCCAUUCUUAUUAUAUACAAAUCAACAAUGAAACAUUCUGGCUCCGCACUUUGGGUGCCAGAGGCAAGGCGAAACGGAGGGAAAACACAAGAGAAAUUAAGAAAAUUCAUUUGCAUCAAUCACCAAGAACUGAUUAUGGAAUAAGUAGUUUGUACUCUUUAUUGCCAUGAACAAGGGGCAAGUACUCACCCAAUACCAAUACCAAUCCCAAGCCCAAUCCCAGUCCCAUUAACCGAACAAAUCGGGAAUAUAUAUCGUUAUAUUGUUAUAUUAUAUCGUGACAUAUCAAGAGCUCCCAGUAGUAAAACACUCGGAAGGCUCGACACUGCUAAGAUAGUGACAUUUUAUAGAAUUUACUUACAUUUUUGAGGCAUCUGGAAAGUUUGAUAUUUACGAGGGAAAAGAGAAUUAAGCAAUUGUAUGUAUAUGCAGAGAGGAAUUUUUGAAAUUUUUUAUACAUAUACUUUUAUACACACAUACAUACGUACCUUUUCAAUUAUGUCUAUGCAAAACUGAGUUAUAAUUCGAUUAGCUAUUAACACUAACACCCUGAUUUGACCGCUAUCGCUACCGUUCCUAUCGCCCAACCAACCGGCGGCUUGGGUCAGUAGCCACCCAUUGGUGGGCGGUGGUGCAACGGUAGCGGUUGCGGCAAUCGGAAAUAUUUUCAAGAGAAUACGCCGCACCACCGAUUCGGGUCAGUUUCCUUUGGCUAGAGCUGUUCUUUUCAAAAUAUUACUAACAAUGAACCCCAUCGAAAGCUGGGCUUGCAUAAUGCUCUCCAUGUGAGCACUAGUUCCCCCCACGGGAACAAUCUGAGAAUCUAACUAAUAAAGAAUCCAUGUUGGUUACAAAUGCAA